UCGAGAGGGCCAGUAUGUUGGUGAUCCUGCUGAACUGUGUUACUCUAGGGAUGUUUCACCCUUGUGAGGACAGCCUCUGUGACACGGAGCGAUGCAAGAUCCUGAAGGACUUUGAUGACUUCAUCUUUGCUUUUUUUGCAAUUGAGAUGGUAAUCAAGAUGUUUGCACUGGGCAUCUUUGGGAAAAAGUGUUACCUUGGAGACACCUGGAAUCGACUAGACUUCUUCAUUGUGCUGGCUGGGAUGCUGGAAUAUUCUCUCAACCUGCAGAAUGUUAGUUUCUCUGCCGUCCGCACAGUCAGAGUUCUUCGACCUCUUCGGGCUAUCAACCGAGUGCCUAGCAUGAGAAUCUUGGUGACGCUUCUGCUGGACACUCUCCCCAUGCUGGGCAAUGUGCUGCUGCUUUGCUUCUUUGUUUUCUUCAUCUUUGGGAUUGUUGGGGUUCAGUUAUGGGCCGGCCUCCUUCGCAACCGCUGCUUUCUCCCUGAAAACUUCUCCCUUCCUACCAGUCUACACCUGCACAACUAUUACCACACAGAGAACGAUGAUGAAAACCCAUUCAUCUGUUCUCAGCCACGGGAGAAUGGCAUGCGUAUGUGCAACGCCAUCCCGAUGCUCCACAAGGAGGGCCUACAAUGCCAGCUGGACAUGGCAGCUUACAAUAACACAGACAACACCACCUGUGUCAACUGGAACCAAUAUUACACCAACUGUUCUGCCGGCGAGGCUAAUCCCUUCAAGGGGGCCAUAAACUUUGACAACAUUGGUUAUGCCUGGAUUGCCAUCUUUCAGGUUAUUACUCUGGAGGGAUGGGUGGACAUCAUGUACUUUGUUAUGGAUUCUCACUCCUUCUACAAUUUCAUCUACUUCAUCCUCCUGAUCAUAGUGGGCUCAUUCUUCAUGAUUAACCUUUGUUUAGUUGUCAUAGCGACACAAUUCUCUGAGACCAAGCAAAGGGAGAGUCAGCUUAUGAAGGAGCAGAGAGUACGCUUCAGGUCCAACGCCAGCACACUUAAUAGCUUCUCCGAGCCUGGAAGCUGUUAUGACGAGCUGCUGAAAUACCUGGUCCACAUCAUUCGCAAGGCCAGCAGGCAUAUUGGGCACCUCAUCCGUGCUGCCGGUCGGCGGGCGGGCCUCAGGGUCUGUGCCUCUCCACCGCUGGAACCACCACCCACUAAAAGACGUCGGCAGAAGCAGCGGCAGGGGUCCAUUCGCAAUGUCUUGCACCAUCAACACCAUCACCUUCACCACCAGUAUCAUUUGGGCAAUGGGAGUGUCCGAACGGAGGUGGACUCAGCAGGUCCACUUAUUAUCCCUCAGCAGGACCCCUGCUCUCCAUUUCCAGUGUCACUGGGACCCGCCAGUGCCGAAUCUCUGAACAGUGUCUUUCAAACUCCAGACCAUCGCGAGCUGCUGCGCUAUGGGCCAUCACCUUCUCCCACAGUGCUCCUGGCAUACAAGAGGAAUUCAGUGCCAUUUGCAGCUCAAGUCCAUAAGAACUAUCCCACGUUACAGUCAUCUCUGUCAUUAGAGCAGCUCAGACAAAGAAUCCUUGAGCCAGGAGGAGGCAGCUGCACAGCUAGUAUCCUUACCAACCUAAACAUCCCCCCAACUCCUAUCAGCACCUCCCAGUGCCUGGUAGAGACAAAAUGUCCUCCAGGCAAGAUCAUCUGCAAGGAUGCCCCCACAAACUGCAGUUGCACAAACUUGGACACCACUUUGACCUUUGAUCCCGAGACAUGUCCUUAUUGUGCUAAAUUGAUGAGCAAUGUGUCAGAGGGAAUGGAUGUGAAUGAGACGGCAGACUCUGACAGUGAGGGAGUGUAUGAGUUCACUCAGGAUGCCCAUUAUCGGGACAGCAGAGAUCCCAACAGGAAGAAGAAGUUUGCAUUAGGAGCUCGGGCAGCGAAGGUGGUGCUUUUCUGGAGGCUGGUGUGUGACACUUUCCGCAAGAUUGUGGACAGCAAGUACUUUGGAAGAGGAAUAAUGAUCGCCAUUCUCAUUAACACACUCAGCAUGGGCAUUGAGUACCAUGAGCAGCCUGAUGAGUUGACGAACGCUCUGGAGAUCAGUAAUAUUGUCUUCACCAGUCUGUUUGCUCUGGAAAUGCUUCUGAAACUGCUGGUCUAUGGCCCUUUUGGAUAUAUCAAGAACCCCUACAAUAUCUUUGAUGGCAUUAUUGUAGUAAUCAGCGUGUGGGAGAUUGUUGGUCAGCAGGGAGGAGGUUUAUCAGUGCUGAGGACCUUUAGGCUCAUGCGGGUGUUGAAGCUGGUCCGCUUCAUGCCGGCCCUGCAGAGGCAGCUGGUGGUCCUGAUGAAGACCAUGGACAAUGUUGCCACCUUCUGCAUGCUACUUAUGCUCUUCAUAUUCAUUUUCAGUAUUCUAGGCAUGCACCUGUUUGGAUGUAAAUUCAGCUCUGAGAGUGAUAGAGACACCCUUCCUGACCGCAAGAACUUUGACUCUUUAUUGUGGGCCAUUGUCACAGUUUUUCAGAUUCUGACUCAGGAGGACUGGAAUAAGGUACUGUAUAACGGGAUGUACUCCACCUCUCCUGUUGCUGCUCUGUACUUCAUCGCCCUCAUGACUUUUGGAAACUAUGUCCUGUUCAACCUCUUGGUGGCUAUCUUAGUGGAAGGAUUCCAGACAGAGGGUGAUGCCUCAAAGUCAGACUCUGAAGUGGAUUUCUAUGCACGAAGCUUGGAUGAUGUUUCUGGACAAAAAAGGGAUCCAUCUGCAUCAUCUGUUGUGCCCAUCAAUGGCCAUGUGGACCUAAAGACCAGCCUGACCCCUCCUCUUAUCACUCAUACGGCUGCGACACCCAUGCCCAUUCCCAAGAUAUCAGGAGGAGGUGACCCAGCACUUGGCUAUGAGUCUCGCAGAGGCAGCAAUGUCUCCAUGGAUCCCAGUUGCCAAGAUAAAUCUCUGUCAAGUGCACGGAGUUCCCCUAAUGCCCCCUGGAGUUCAGCUAGCAGCUGGAACAGCAGGCGCUCUAGCUGGAACAGUCUUGGCCGAGCCCCCAGCCUGAAGAGGCAAAAGAGACAAUCUGGUGAAAGGAGGUCCUUGCUUUCCGGUGACGGCCAGUCCAGUUCAGAUGAGGGCGAUGCUGGAGAGAGUGGGGGUGGGGAGGGUAUGUCUGAGGGCGAUGAUACCUCCCUUGCCAGGACGAACUCUGUGGGCCAGAGGCCUCAGCACUGGCGCGUGGAGUCCCUGGAGACCCGCAGUUCUUUUGAAAUACCUCCAGACACCCUGCAGGUACCAAGCGUGCAUCGCUCUGCCAGCAUACACAGUACCCGGCCACCCAACUUCCUUAGCAACGGCAAGAGUUCCCCUUCCGCAGGCACCACGCAACUCUCUCUAGACGAGCAUCACACUGACGAUGAUAAUGCAGAUGAUGAAGGAAACCUGAGUCGCAAGGAUCGUCUCUUCCGCUGGUUGGACCAUAAGCAGCCUGAAUGGUGUCGACAGAGGGCCACCUGGUCCCUUUACCUGUUCACACCUCAGUCAAGAUUUCGUGUGACAUGCAACAAGAUCAUCUCUCACAAGAUGUUUGACCAUGUGGUUCUUGUCAUCAUCUUUCUCAACUGCAUCACCAUCGCCAUGGAGAGGCCCAGAAUCGAUCCCUCCAGCGCUGAGCGCAUCUUCCUCACGCUGUCCAAUUACAUCUUUACCGCCAUCUUUGUGACCGAAAUGACUGUAAAGGUGGUUGCCUUGGGCUGGUGUUUGGGGGAGAAGGCCUACCUAAAGAGCAGCUGGAACAUACUGGAUGGCAUGCUGGUGAUGAUCUCAGUGAUUGACAUCCUGGUAUCCCUGAUCUCCAAUAGCGGCACGAAGAUUCUGGGGAUGCUGCGGGUGCUACGGUUACUGAGAACACUGCGACCCCUCAGAGUGAUCAGCAGAGCUCCAGGACUGAAGCUAGUGGUUGAGACAUUGAUGUCGUCACUGAAACCUAUCGGUAACAUUGUGGUCAUCUGCUGCGCCUUUUUCAUCAUUUUUGGCAUCUUGGGAGUUCAGCUCUUCAAAGGAAAGUUCUUUGUGUGUCAUGGGGAGGAUACAAAGAACAUCACCAACAAGUCAGAUUGCCUCCUGGCCAACUAUAAAUGGGUCAGACACAAGUACAACUUUGAUAACCUUGGGCAGGCUCUGAUGUCCCUUUUCGUUCUGGCUUCCAAAGACGGCUGGGUAGACAUAAUGUAUGAUGGUUUGGAUGCUGUCGGUGUUGAUCAGCAGCCUGUUAUGAACUACAACCCAUGGAUGUUGCUCUAUUUCAUCUCCUUCUUGCUGAUCGUGGCUUUCUUCGUGCUCAACAUGUUCGUCGGUGUGGUGGUUGAGAACUUUCACAAGUGCCGUCGACACCAAGAAGCAGAAGAAGCCAAACGGCGUGAGGAAAAGCGCCUUAAACGCAUGGAGAAAAAAAGAAGGAGUAAGGAGAAGGAGCUAUCUGAAGCCCAGAGUAAACCCUAUUACUCUGAUUACUCACCCACACGGCUUAUCAUCCACAAGAUUUGCACCAGCCACUAUCUGGACCUCUUCAUCACAAUUGUCAUCGGGCUCAAUGUCAUCACCAUGUCCAUGGAGCACUACCAACAACCCAAGGUACUGGAUGAAUCUCUGAAGAUCUGUAACUACAUUUUCACCAUAAUAUUUGUGCUGGAGUCCGUCUUCAAGCUUGUCGCCUUUGGGUUUCGCCGGUUCUUCAAGGACAGGUGGAACCAGUUGGAUCUUGCCAUUGUGCUAUUGUCUAUCAUGGGCAUAACUCUGGAGGAAAUUGAGGUCAAUGCUUCCCUUCCCAUUAACCCCACUAUAAUUCGCAUCAUGAGAGUUCUACGGAUCGCUCGUGUGCUAAAGUUACUAAAGAUGGCCGUGGGAAUGCGAGCUCUGCUUGACACUGUGAUGCAAGCCCUGCCUCAGGUGGGGAAUCUGGGUCUUCUCUUCAUGUUGCUCUUCUUCAUCUUUGCAGCUUUGGGAGUAGAGCUGUUUGGUGACCUGAUAUGUGAUGAGCUUCACCCCUGUGAAGGUCUUGGCCGUUACGCCACAUUCAAGAAUUUUGGCAUGGCUUUCCUCCUGCUGUUCCGCGUUUCCACCGGGGACAACUGGAAUGGCAUUAUGAAGGACACACUGCGAGACUGCUCCCAGGACACGGGCAUCUGCUACAACACGAUGGUUUCCCCCAUUUACUUUGUGUCCUUCGUGUUGACAGCUCAGUUUGUGCUGGUCAAUGUGGUGAUCGCUGUGCUUAUGAAGCAUCUGGAGGAAAGCAACCAAGAGGCCAAGGAGGAGGCGGAGAUGGAAGCUGAGUUGGAGCUUGAGACUCUAGGUGGAUCUGGAGGAAUGUACAGAGGGCAUUUGCCACCUCCAGGGCCGGGAGUCGUGGGUGGUCCAGGGGGGUCACCAGGGAUCUCCAGAGACUCUCAAGAGCUGUCGGGACCUGUGUAUCCCACAGACAGCCCACCAACAGACAUACAGAGAAACUCAGAAGAUCACAUCAAGGCAGAUCCUGAUCCUCCUAAUAGUAUGGCACCACCAUUAGAGAGGAGACCUAUGUUAGACUCAGUUUCCCUGGUGAUCCAGGGCUCACUGGAAGGAGAGCUCAGCAUCAUGGACAACCUGUCUGGCUCCAUCUGCCACUACUACGCUCUGCCCCCACUUCCCAGCAAGCACCACACAGAGAAACAGAUUCCUCUAGCCGAGAUGGAGGCUCUGUCUCUGGCAUCGGAGAAAUCCUGGUCCUUAGCUCUGACGGAUGACUCUGUCCCAGACGAUUUUAACCCCCUCUUAUUAACCAGUCAGGAGUGCAAUAACACAGCUCCACCAGAUCCCACAGACCUCCAGGAGUCAGGCAAGCCAACGGAUGAGCACCUGUUGUAUGUGAAGAAGACCUCAGUGGGCCGUACACAUUCUCUGCCCAAUGAUAUCUACAUGCUGCAGCCCAACUCAACAAACAAUAUCCACACAACCUCACCUCACCUAGCUCAGACAGGUUCUACUGGCUCUGUCCAAUCUCAAACAGAAGAACCCACCCAGCACCUGACUGUGCCCACCAAUCUGUUCCGACCAAUCAGUCCUCGUAGUCUCUCAGACUCAGAGAGCAUCCCUCGAAUCCCCCCACCUCGCCGGGCACACAUGCUUUCACGCACCCUACGCAGACAGGUGGCAGUGAGUGCCGACUCUCAGGAGACUCUGUACACAGAGGGAGGGGGAAAUGAGGGUCCUUUGGGGCUCCGGGAACUAUCUGACCCCCCUGUCAUCAUCCAACCUCAGCAGCAGCAGUACCAGCCCUCACUCUUUCUGGUUCCCGCCACACCAGGUGCCUCUCCAAAACCCUCACGAUCUAGCGUGCACACGCAGCACAAUCCCUACGACCAGUGCAACAUCUUCUCCAGACACGCCCACUCUCCACCAAUACAUCCGCACCCAUCAGCCUCCAGGCCCCCUGUAAAGCAGGAAGAAAUGGACUCAGUGGACCAGGAGGUGUCCCUUAUUGUCAGGACCGGGCUUGCAUGCAGGAGCGACGAUGGGAUUGGCGGAGGAAUGGGAGAUGUAGGUGUAAGUAGGAGUAAUCUUAAGAAGUACCACAGUGUGGAUAUUCAGGGCCAGCGAGUGUUGCUGUUACUGCGGCCCUUGUCCUGGCUAGACGACCCACGCCGACACUCCAUAGAGGUAUGCUCGUCUGUGGAUAGCAGUCCCCAAAGCAGUUCCAUCUCCUCCGGCUUUGUCUCACGAGGGGACAGCAUCCAGCAACAGCAGUCCUCGCCACGCACCCGCAAGAAGAAGAUGAGUCCCCCGUGCAUCUCCGUGGAUCCGCCAGAAGGACUGGAGCAUCCAGGGGGCUUUAAUCCAGCUCUGGCUAUGGUGCCACCCCCGCUGCCAAGCAGGGACACUUGCCUGAGGAGGCGAGCUCCCUCCAGUGACUCCAAGGACUCUUUUGAUUUGGGUGGAGGAGGAGACGGGCUGCCUCAAGAGGGAGUUCCGAACUCCAAGCUAUUGACUCUGCCUAGCUUCUCUUUUGAGAAAGCAAGCAAUGAGCACUGAACACUUGACUCAUGUGCACACAAUUACACACGCACACACCCAACACGCACACAACACACAAUGCACUCUGUUUAUCUGUGAUGGUAAUAAUAAUAGUAAUAAUAUUCUUAGAGAGUAAUAAUCCUAAAUGCAACAGUGGUGAAUACUCCAUGAUCAUGAGGAAUAGUAUCUAUACCUUGUAUUUUCUUUCUCUACUGCCAAAAGGAAACAAAAGGAAUUUGUGCUGAAGAGUAAACAAGCUAAUAAUGGGACACUCUCUCUCUUCUCAAAGACGCAAAAAGACAUCUGUUGGCAACCUCAAGACUUCCCUUUGGAAGUCAGUACAGAGUACCUUCUGGUCAUUGUGAAAACUUCAAAGCACUAUCUUGAUGCUGAACUCCACAAAGGGAACGGAUGAAGGUUCAAAGCAAUAUGAACGUUUUAGAGACACUAUUUUCUUAAAUUAUUGGGCCAUGGUGUUUGUAAAGGAUGUAGAAUUUCUUUUUUGAUUUCAUUAUGGUUUUAUUUGUCUUUUUGUGCUGUUAUUUUUUUUCGCAAUGUUUUAAUUGUUUGUGGUUUUUCUUAAUUUUUUUCACCAUAGGAUAUUUUUAGCUUUCUUGUUUUAACAAAGAUAAAAAAAAUUAAAAAAGAUAGAAUUUUUUUUUUAUUUUCAAAGUGCUGGGAUACAUGUAUUUGUAGGAAUAAUGAUAAUGAUAAUAAUAAUAAUUAUAAUAUAUCUCUUUAUAAUGAAUAAUUAAACAGCUCUUUGAUUUUUAAGCACAAGUAUUAGAGUGAUGUGCCCUGAUUAAAGAACUCACAUAUUGAACAUCUUAUACAGCAUUGAUCAAGAAGACUGUUAAAAAAACAAAUACUAAUAUAAAUGGUGCUGUAAGGUUUUUUUGUUUAUAUCACACAAAUUAAAAAGUAUUUAAUUUAUUCAUGACCAUUUUCCACACUGAAAACAACACAACAACAUGCUCUAAAAUGUUCUACACAAACUGUUAAAAUCUGACUGUAAAAUGAUGAGGAUGACCAUGUUAAAAAUAAACCAGACAUCCGUUUCCAUGCUUCGGAAUGAUACGCUGAGUGUAGGUCCUACACACAUCUUGGAAAAGAACAAGGUUUGGCAGACUUUCCACAUCAUACUUCUAUCAUAGUUAUUCUGGUGUUUAAUACCAGUCAACUUCCUCCUUAUUACUUCAUGUGACAGGCCAAGGUUCUUGAAGUGGGUGGGUACUCACCGGUAUGCAGUACCUGCACUUCUCUAAUUUAGUCAACAGAGUACCUGCAGUUUUUCUGGGUCUGAGUCUCCCGGUACUUUGUCAUUUUUUUAUUUUAUGUAAUACAGUGGAUGAUUUGAUACAGCCCGCCAAUUUACCUGAUGGAUUUUGAUAUAAUUCACAUUCUAAACAUCUGAGCACUCUCUGCGCAAAACUUAGCAGCGAGUUUAACAACAUUCAGCGGUACAUGAAUCAACAUCAGUGGAGCGUUUGCGUUUAACCUUGUCUGAGCUUA
Molecule: messenger RNA, 8522 nt
Organism: Xyrauchen texanus (razorback sucker)
Lineage: Eukaryota; Metazoa; Chordata; Actinopteri; Cypriniformes; Catostomidae
Gene: cacna1g
Product: calcium channel, voltage-dependent, T type, alpha 1G subunit
Exons: 35
Coding region: 15-7028 (2337 amino acids)
Biological process (GO): calcium ion import; membrane depolarization during action potential; neuronal action potential
Cellular component (GO): voltage-gated sodium channel complex; plasma membrane; neuron projection
Molecular function (GO): low voltage-gated calcium channel activity; voltage-gated sodium channel activity
Source: RefSeq, a predicted model, not a curated record